AUGUCGUCUGAGAAAGAUUCCCAUCCAUCUGGAUGGGAAAAUCACGACACCCUCCCUGUGCCUCAGAUCAACCUCCGCGAAGCCAGCAGCUCUGAGACUCUCCAUACAACUGAGCCCUCUGCGAACCUCACCGCCGACAAGCCGCAAGAUGAGGAGUAUUGGAAGAGCCAUGAGACUCUGACGCUCCCUCAAACACCUACCACCCCGGCACCCGCAAAGAACAAGGAAUGGCAUAUGACACACCGUGUAGUUCGCAACGCCCAACGUGAUGAAGCAGCUGGAUUCAAACGCCGAGAGCUUGGAGUUACUUGGAAAAACCUCUCUGUUGAGGUUUUAGCUGCUGAAGCAGCGGUUAAGGAGAACAUGCUUUCCCAAUUCAACGUUCCUCAACUCGUCAAAGACUUCCGCCGGAAACCACCACUGAAAUCAAUCUUGUCUGAUAGCCAUGGCUGUAUCAAGCCGGGUGAAAUGCUUCUUGUGCUUGGAAGACCUGGCUCAGGAUGCACUACGCUUCUUAAGAUGCUUGCCAACCGUCGGGAAGGAUAUCAUAGCAUCAAAGGUGAUGUGCGAUUUGGAAAUAUGACAUCCGAAGAAGCACUUAACUACCACGGACAAAUCGUUAUGAAUACAGAGGAAGAGCUCUUUUACCCCCGUUUAACUGUCGGCCAGACCAUGGAUUUCGCCACACGAUUGAAGGUCCCUUUCCAUUUACCGGAAGGUGCUAAGAAAGAAGAUUAUAAUGCUGAGUCCAUGGAGUUCCUCCUGGAGUCCAUGGGGAUUUCCCAUACAGCCGAUACAAAAGUGGGCAACGAGUUCGUCCGCGGAGUAUCGGGUGGCGAGAGGAAACGAGUUUCGAUUAUUGAGUGCCUGGCCACGAAUGCCUCGGUGUAUUCCUGGGAUAAUAGCACACGCGGCUUGGAUGCUAGUACGGCGCUGGAAUGGGCAAAGGCUCUUCGCGCUAUGACCGAUGUCCUGGGUCUUUCUACUAUCGUCACCCUCUAUCAAGCCGGAAACGCGAUUUAUAAUUUGUUCGACAAAGUGCUUGUGUUGGAUGAAGGAAAGCAAAUUUACUACGGCCCUGCGGCAGGAGCAAAGCCAUUCAUGGAAGAUCUGGGUCUAAUGUAUACCGACGGAGCAAAUAUUGGUGACUUCCUCACUGGUGUGACUGUCCCGACCGAGCGAAAAGUGAAGGCAGGUUGGGAAAACCGAUUUCCUCGAUCGGCAGAUGCUAUCUUGACCGAGUACAAAAACUCUGCAACUUAUAAGAACGAGAUUUCUUCAUAUGACUACCCUGAUAGCGAUAUUGCCGUGCAGCGGACAGAAGCAUUUAAAGAGUCUGUCGCUUGGGAAAAGUCCAACCAUUUACCCAAGGGCAGCAAACUUACAACCAGCUUUUGGGCUCAACUCAUUCAUUGCACUCGACGGCAAUACCAGAUUCUGUGGGGUGAGAAAUCGACUUUCCUCAUCAAGCAGAUUUUGUCCUGUGUCAUGGCAUUGAUCGCUGGAUCUUGUUUCUAUAAUUCCCCGGAGACAUCGGCUGGUCUCUUCACCAAGGGAGGCGCUAUAUUUUUUUCACUUUUAUACAACUGCAUUGUUGCCAUGUCUGAAGUCACCGAGUCCUUCAAAGGUCGACCGAUUCUCAUCAAGCACAAGGGAUUUGCGAUGCAUCAUCCGGCUGCUUUUUGCUUGGCCCAGAUUACCGCAGACUUUCCGGUACUUCUGUUCCAAUGUACAAUCUUCUCGGUAGUGAUUUAUUGGAUGGUAGGACUUAAGCACACCGCGGCUGCGUUCUUUACCUUCUGGGCUAUCCUUUUCACGACAACAUUGGUUAUCACUGCUUUGUUCAGAUGCAUUGGUGCCGCGUUCAGCACCUUUGAAGCCGCUUCCAAGAUCUCCGGAACUGCAGUCAAGGGUAUCGUCAUGUACGCCGGUUAUAUGAUUCCGAAGCCGAAGAUCAAGAACUGGUUUGUCGAGCUGUACUACACCAAUCCAUUCGCCUAUGCAUUCCAAGCCGCCAUGUCCAACGAAUUUCACGAUCGUCAUAUUGACUGCGUUGGCCAAAAUCUGAUCCCGAGUGGUCCUGGCUACGAAAAUGUCGGAUCGGGGAACAGGGCUUGCACUGGUGUGAAUGGUGCCACUCAAGGCGCCGACUUUGUGACUGGUGAUCAAUAUCUCGGAUCCUUGCACUAUCACGCCUCACAGAUGUGGCGAAACUUUGGCGUUCUCUGGGGUUGGUGGGGAUUCUUUGCAGUCCUCACCGUCCUUUUCACCUGCUUCUGGAAGGGAGGUGCCAGCUCUGGGGCUUCUCUUCUCAUUCCCCGCGAGAGUCUGAAAAAGCACCAAGCCCACAACGACGAGGAAGCACAAGGUGCGGAAAAGACCACUCCCCGUACGACCACAGAUGAGCCUGUCGAAGUCGAUGACGAAAAUCUGGUUCGAAACACGUCAAUCUUCACCUGGAGAAAUCUCACCUACACCGUCAAAACACCCACCGGAGAUCGUGUCCUGCUGGAUAACAUCAAUGGAUGGGUGAAGCCUGGCAUGCUCGGUGCUCUCAUGGGUUCCUCAGGCGCAGGAAAAACCACUCUUCUCGACGUGCUCGCCCAACGCAAAACGGAGGGUACAAUCAAGGGCUCUAUUCUCGUCGAUGGCAGACCUUUACCAGUGUCAUUUCAACGCAUGGCAGGUUAUUGCGAGCAAUUAGAUGUUCACGAACCAUAUGCGACCGUGAGAGAGGCCUUGCAAUUUUCUGCUUUACUGCGUCAAUCUCGCGACACUCCCAAGGAAGAAAAGCUCCGAUAUGUCGAGACUAUUAUUGAUCUUCUCGAGCUCCAUGAUCUCGCUGAUACUCUGAUCGGAAGCAUUGGCAAUGGACUCAGUGUUGAACAAAGAAAGCGCGUUACUAUCGGAGUGGAAUUGGUUUCAAAGCCUAGCAUUCUCAUCUUUUUGGACGAACCUACAUCUGGAUUGGACGGUCAAUCGGCUUACAAUACUGUUCGCUUCCUCAGAAAGCUUGCUGAUGUUGGUCAAGCCGUUCUUGUGACCAUCCAUCAGCCUUCUGCACAACUCUUUGCCCAGUUUGACACUCUGCUUCUCCUUGCACGCGGCGGCAAAACGGUCUAUUUCGGGGAUAUUGGCGAUAAUGCGGCCACGAUCAAGCAUUAUUUUGGCCAAUACGGCGCCGAAUGCCCUACAGAAGCCAAUCCUGCUGAAUUCAUGAUCGAUGUGGUCACUGGUGGCAUCGACGCCGUCAAGGACAAGGACUGGCAUCAAAUCUGGCUCGAAUCCCCCGAACAAAACGCAAUGAUCACGGAAUUAGACAAAAUGGUCGAUGACGCCGCAAAUAAGCCACCCGGAACAGUGUCCGACGGCUAUGAAUUCUCUAUGCCUCUAUGGGAACAAGUCAAAAUCGUUACCAGUCGCAUGAACGUCGCGCUCUUCCGAAACACCAACUACGUGAAUAACAAAUUUUCCCUCCACAUCAUUUCCGCGCUCUUGAACGGGUUCUCAUUUUGGCGACCGGGCCCCAGCGUGACAGCCCUCAAUCUUAAAAUGUUCACGAUUUUCAACUUCGUUUUCGUUGCCCCGGGUGUCAUCAACCAGCUUCAACCACUCUUCAUCCAACGACGUGAUAUAUACGACGCCCGUGAAAAGAAAUCAAAGAUGUACUCCUGGGUUGCCUUCGUGACAGGUCUGAUUGUGUCGGAAUUCCCCUACCUCUGCAUCUGCGCCUCUGGCGACUCCCCCCGCGACUCUAACCGAUCCGGCGCGACCUUUUUCAUGAUGUUGAUUUACGAGUUCAUCUACACCGGUAUUGGACAAUUCGUCGCCGCGUAUGCGCCUAAUCCGACGUUCGCAGCCCUUGUCAACCCUCUUAUCAUCAGUAUCCUGGUUCUUUUCUGCGGUGUAUUCGUUCCUUACACCCAGCUCAACGUGUUCUGGAAGUACUGGAUGUAUUAUCUGAACCCGUUCAACUAUGUCGUCUCCGGAAUGUUGACCUUUGGUCUCUGGGGCGCGAAGGUUACUUGCAACGAGGAGGAGUUCGCCGUGUUCGAUCCGACCAAUGGGACAUGCGCUGAGUAUCUUUCCGAUUAUAUCGCUGGUGAUGGCUGGAGAAUCAACUUGGUAAAUCCGAAUGCCACUGCCGCCUGCAAGGUGUGCGAAUAUACGGACGGAAGUGAUUUCCUGUCUACCCUGAACAUCAAUCACUAUUACUAUGGUUGGAGAGAUAUUGGAAUCUCGGUGAUCUUUGCCAUCAGUGGGUAUGCCCUUGUCUUUGGGCUCAUGAAGCUGCGGACGAAGGCAUCCAAAAAGGCAGAGUGA
Messenger RNA from Penicillium manginii, 4323 nucleotides. RefSeq lists its product as uncharacterized. Lineage: Eukaryota; Fungi; Ascomycota; Eurotiomycetes; Eurotiales; Aspergillaceae. Gene Ontology annotation, biological process: transmembrane transport. Gene Ontology annotation, molecular function: ATP binding; ATP hydrolysis activity; ABC-type transporter activity. Bases 1 to 4323 code for a protein of 1440 amino acids. The transcript has 4 exons. The record is from RefSeq and is a predicted model, not a curated record. Gene Ontology annotation, cellular component: membrane.